AUGAGCACCAUUCCAGUAACGAUUGACUUCUCAGGUGGAUCUGAAUUUCUUGUUAAGUCAAAAGAAGCGAAGGCUGACUUUCCAAAAGGCUCAACGUUGCGUGAUGUUAUGAAAUAUGUAGAGACGAAGCUUGUUACUGAUACAGACAGGAUAAAUAUGCUUUUUAAGCCAAAUGGAACAGAGGUCGCACAUGGAGUAAUUGUCCUCAUCAAUGACACGGAUAUUGCUCUUCUUGAUGAAUACAACACAGUUAUCGAAGCAAAUGAUAAGAUAACAUUUGUUUCAACCCUUCAUGGCGGUUAA
Molecule: messenger RNA, 303 nt
Organism: Caenorhabditis bovis
Lineage: Eukaryota; Metazoa; Nematoda; Chromadorea; Rhabditida; Rhabditidae
Source: the annotation of a GenBank genome assembly